This is a messenger RNA of Cajanus cajan (pigeon pea), 1360 nucleotides long. RefSeq lists its product as uncharacterized. Gene Ontology annotation, cellular component: nucleus. Gene Ontology annotation, molecular function: protein heterodimerization activity; RNA polymerase II general transcription initiation factor activity; core promoter sequence-specific DNA binding. The record is from RefSeq and is a predicted model, not a curated record. NCBI's taxonomy places the organism in Eukaryota, Viridiplantae, Streptophyta, Magnoliopsida, Fabales, Fabaceae.
AGGCUCCUAAAUUAAGGGGCACACACAUUCCAAACACAACAAAACUUCAUUUUUAUUUCUUUCCCACGUUGUUUCUUCGUCUUCUUCAACGUUUAUUUUGUUUUCUUCCUCUUUAUAAAAACAAGCCUCACCUUUCUCCUUCUUCUCCAACCCUUUUCUUCACAACAUGAGGAAGAAGCUCGAUACUCGUUUCCCUGCUGCUAGGAUUAAGAAAAUCAUGCAAGCUGAUGAGGAUGUAGGGAAGAUUGCAAUGGCUGUUCCUCUUCUAGUUUCUAAAGCAUUAGAGCUAUUUCUGCAAGAUUUGUGUGAUCGAACAUACGAGAUAACUUUGAGGAGGGGCGCAAAAACUAUGAAUGCUUUUCAUUUAAAACAGUGCGUGCAGACUUUUAAUGUCUUUGAUUUUCUGAAAGAUAUUGUCAGCAAGGUUCCUGAUUUAGGUGGUUCUGUUGCAACUGGUGAUGACCAUACUGUCACUAAGAGGAGGAAAGUUGCUGAAGAUGAUGAUAAUGAUAGUGAUGAGGAGUCCAAGAGAAAUAAGAAGCCAGAGGCUGGCCAUAGCAGUGGCAGAGGAAGGGGCAGGGGCAGAGGUAGGGGUCGUGGCCGUGGAGUUAGAACAGUAGAUCAAGAGACGAGUCCACGUGCCAAGUCUGAAGAUGAUUCUAAUGUAUUGAAGCAAAAUGAAAAGCACACUCAGAGCAAUGAAAGCAUGGAAAAUGUGUCAGACCCUGAAGAUGUUAAGCAGACUUCUCUAGAUAGCAAACCGGCCAAAGUGUCCAUUCGAAAUUUUGACUUAAAUAUGAACCCGGAUGAGAAUACGGAUUCAUCAGCCUCACCAACACCUGUAGCAACUAGUUCAUCUGCAAAAUCAAUGUCAGAAGAGAAGCAUGAUGAAUACCCUGGAUGGUCCUGGUCUGAUAUGGAAAAAAUGUCCAUUGAUCCCACGCAACUAGCCAACAUAAAUAGAAGGAUCGAUGAAGACGAAGAAGAUUAUGAUGAAGAAAUGUAGAUGAGCCUGUGUUGGCUUAAUUACGACAUCUCACUAGAAAGUUCGUAUGGAGAAUUAGUGUAGAUUUUUUAGGAGCAGUAGGUGUUAGACAGAUACUUAGUUGUUAGGAAGAUUAGGAGGGAAUAGUAUCAUUGAAUACUCUCCUUACGACCUUUGUUUUAGGCUAAAAGUGGAGAUAUAGAUUGUUCCAUUUAUAAAUAGCCACCGUAUUGUAAUUUCAGAAAUUUCAAUCUUAGGUAGGUUUUGCUUAUGGUAGGCACAACAUUCAGGUUCUAGAUGUGCUACGGCGCAAAAUUUAACGAGGAUGCUUCCCUUGUUCAACUAUUUUCUUUAUCAUGCUUUUUGUUCAUUCAA